This is a messenger RNA of Camelina sativa (false flax), 963 nucleotides long. The record is from RefSeq and is a predicted model, not a curated record. NCBI's taxonomy places the organism in Eukaryota, Viridiplantae, Streptophyta, Magnoliopsida, Brassicales, Brassicaceae.
AUGGAUCCUAGAAACCUUAAUCAGAAUGAAGAAGACGGAGGAAGAGGAAUUAGAAAGCGGUGGACUGCAGAGGAGGAUGUCAACCUCAUAAGUGCUUGGUUAAACACAAGCAAGGAUCCAGUUGUAAGUAAUGAGCAUCGGCUGAAAAGUUUCUGGAAGAGGGUUACUGUGUACUACAAAGCUAACGAUGGGUCAUCUGGUUCAAAUGAAAGAGGGCCUUCACAAUGUAAGGCUAGGUGGAACAAGAUAAACCAUGGAGUCAAUAAGUUUGUGGGGUGUUACGCACAAGCGAGUUCAAGAAGAAAGAGUGGAGAAUCAGAAGAUGAUGUAUUGAGCAUGGCGUAUGAGCUUUACAAGAACGACAUGGAAAAGGAAGUUGAUAGUAUAGUGGAGGAGAUCCAAUACAACUACACUCACCCAGAUGUACCACCAGCUCCAAUAAUCCGAAGAGUGCACAUUGAUAGAGGCCGCGAAGAAGGCCACACUCGGUUGUGGAAUGAUUAUCUUAGUGAUAAUCCGACUUACACUAACGCUAUGUUUCGUCGUCGCUUUAGAAUGAACAAACCAUUGUUCAUUCGUAUUGUUACUACUAUUGAGAAUGGAGUCCCAUACCUCAGACAAAGGCGAGAUGCUACUGGAAGGCUCGGUCUUUCGGCACUUCAAAAAUGUACGUCGGCUAUUCGUAUGAUGGCGUAUGGAUGUUCGACAGAUGCAAUGGAUGAAUAUUUACGACUCGCUGAAACAACCGCCCACAAAUGCCUUCUACAUUUUGUUGAGGGAGUUAUAAAUCUGUUUGACGACGAAUAUCUCAGAAGACCUACAGCGGAAGACCUCCAACGGUUACUGAAUAUUGGAGAACAUCGCGGGUUUCCCCGGAAUGGUAGGGAGCAUAGAUUGUAUGCAUUGGGAGUGGAAGAAUUGUCCCACUGCAUGGUAAGAACAAUAUUCACGUGGAUUGGGUAA